This is a messenger RNA of Lytechinus pictus (painted urchin), 7288 nucleotides long. Its product is annotated as E3 ubiquitin-protein ligase MARCHF5-like. Gene Ontology annotation, cellular component: mitochondrial outer membrane. NCBI's taxonomy places the organism in Eukaryota, Metazoa, Echinodermata, Echinoidea, Temnopleuroida, Toxopneustidae. Bases 240 to 1124 code for a protein of 294 amino acids. The transcript is spliced from 5 exons. The record is from RefSeq and is a predicted model, not a curated record. Gene Ontology annotation, biological process: protein polyubiquitination; regulation of mitochondrial fission. Gene Ontology annotation, molecular function: ubiquitin protein ligase activity; zinc ion binding.
GCCACCCAAACCAACAUAAGAAGAAGACAAAAGCUCGCUACUUUCACCUCAUAGGUACUAGGUCGCGCGUUAUUGGUCGCCAGAGCUCGAGCAGUGUAUAAAGGUACACUCCACAACUACAAGUGCAGGAGCACCGCCGCCGACCUCCACCUUGCCUUCCGAUUAUUAAUAUUCUAAAUGGUUGAUUGUAGCCCUGCCCUGUAACACGAAAAGUUAGCCUCAAGAAGGAAAUUUAGGUGAUGACUAGUUAUACAACAACCAUGGAGGAAUGUGCACCACAGCCUCUAUCAAGACCAAACAGUAUCGAUGACAGGAGGACCUGUUGGGUUUGCUUUGCCACGAUAGAAGAUGACCGGUCAGCGGAAUGGGUCAGGCCGUGCCGCUGCCGAGGAACAACAAAGUGGGUACAUCAGAUGUGUUUGCAACGCUGGAUCGAUGAGAAACAGCGCGGUAACAGCAUGGCCAAGGUCAUGUGUCCCCAGUGCAAUGCAGAGUACUCCAUCACAUACCCUGAGCUUGGUCCCAUUGUAUACAUCUUAGACUUGGUGGAUAGGUUCAUUUACAAGGUUUGCCCGUUUGCAGCGGGAGGCAUCGUUGUAGGAUCGGUCUACUGGACGGCCGUUACCUACGGCGCUGUCACCGUCAUGCAAGUCCUGGGCCACAAAGAGGGACUGGAUGUGAUGGAACGAGCGGACCCCCUCUUCCUACUCAUCGGCUUACCCACAAUACCCGUUAUGCUCAUCCUUGGUAAGAUGGUUCGAUGGGAGGACUACGUCCUGCGGCUUUGGCGGAAGCACUCGCCCAAGCUGCCCUUCUGGAAUUACCUGUUCCCGGAAGAAAGCAUCAAGACGCCGAUUGUUCCAAGAGUCCCGACGGAGCCUCAGCCGAUCUCCGAUCCCAUCUCGGCGACGAGAGUCCUCUGCGGUGCUCUCAUCUUUCCAACUAUUGCUACCAUGUGCGGGAAGCUUAUGUUCAGCUCAUUAACAUCUAAUCUGCAGAGAACGAUAUUGGGCGGAAUAGCAUUUGUCGCGAUCAAGGGUGCUCUCAAAGUAUUCUACAAACAGCAGCAGUAUCUGCGCCAGGUUCAUCGCAAGGUCCAAGAUUUCCCAGAGGAAAGCCGGUAGCCUUCAGCCAUCAAAUGCCCUAUUACCCUUUCUCUCCUUUCAAUGUGAUCUUCAGAUCUUCACUCUUCAUGUUAAGGUGGUACAGACUUGAGUCAUGGUUAAUCUCUCCUACAUGUGAUUUUCUGUGCAGAUAUACCACUGCAUUUCUGUUAGUAUUCCGACUCCAUUAUUCAAGAGUAGAGUGUCAUUUUGAAUGUGAUGAAUGCAGCGAAGCUACAGCCCUGCAGUGAGAAGUGUUCAAAGAGCUAAAGCUAUGUAACAUCUAAAAAAUGUGAAAUUCUGACAGCAACCCUGUAAAUUGCAUGAUGUGUACAGCCAGAAGGAUACAUCCAUGGUCUGCUUUGAUGGAGACGAGUGCCGAUUCUCAGACGAAUUUCUGAAUUCCGGCCUUGGCAUGGUGGAAAAUUGAUUUUCAGGUCAUGAGCUUUGAAUCGGCUUCUUGUGUUCAAACCAGCUAAUUUCUGAGUGAUCUUCAGAAACAAAAUGAAUUCUCGCUCUGGCAUGCCAGAAUGAAGUUAUACUGAUAUGUAGUUUUUCUGUAGAAGAUUUGCAUGAACUUGGUAAAAGGGCCGUUCCAAAGAUCUGAAAGCUUGAUCCAUCCCAAUCAUUAGAUUGGCGGAGCGCUGGUUUUAGGAAUCGGUUUAAAUCAGGAGCAGUGUGGUAAGAGCAUUGUGAGGACAGGCCAACAGCAAGGGCCCGUUUCAUGAAGGACUUGCAACUGUUUUUAACUUUGCCAUUAUGGCAACUACCAUGGUAACAGGACUCGGCAGCCAAUCAUAAUCAAGGUUUCCAUGGUAGUUGCCGUGAUGGCAAAGUUACAACAGUUGCAAGUCCUUUAUGAAACGGGCCCCAGAUGUUCACUUUAGAUCGAGAAGAUUGGCAUGAAAUUUUGAAUUCUUUCAAGAUGUCAUGCCAAUCUUCCCGAUCAGAUACCGCCCAUUUUGAACUGUGGGAAAAUGGAGUGUCAAUGACGUGUGGACUUAUCCAAUCCGGUCUUUCCAGACGUACUAACCGCAGCACCUGGAUUUAAAGUGAACAAGACAAAGUUUAUCCCAAGGAACUUUCUUUUGCCCUCUGAGAAUGUUUAAAGGCUCCUUUUCUUUUUCCCAAUCCUGCCCAUUCUGUAGAAUUGCCAAAUAGUAGCAAGGUCUGCAUAGUGGAGCACGGGAAGGAUAUGGUACUAAUGACUCCCGUGGGAACUCGGCAGGACAGCGUUUUACUGGUAUAUGCCAAGCUGGUGUAUAAACAAUUACCUAGGAAACAUUUUUACGUCUUGGUUUAAUCAGUCAUAGUGGUUGACCUUUAUAUAAACGACAGAUAUUACUCUGGUCUUUUUAUCAAAGUGGAGAUAAUGGCAGAGUGGGGAUUCGAACUCGCAACAUUGCGAUUAGGAGUCCGAUGCUCUAACCACUGGACCACACAACCCAUAGGAUAUUGCCACAGUGUGAAGAAAGAAAAAUAAAGUGAAGUUUUUAUUUUCUAUCUUUGGUCCCUGGGUAUGUCUGAUCAAUAAUAAUAAUAAUAAUAUGUCCAUUUAUAUAGCGCAGUUACUAUGUGCAUAACUGCGAUUUGAUCCUUGGUAUCAGAUUAUCCCGGCCGUAGCUGAGCCGCCAGUAAUAGGCGCUAAAGUGUUUGAGGUAUAAAUCCUACCGGGUACCCAUUCACCUCACCUGGGUCGAGUGCAGCACAAUGUGGAUAAAUUUCUUGCCGAAGGAAAUUACGCCAUGGCUGGGAUUCAAAUCCGUGACCCUCUGUUUCAAAGUCCGGAGACUAUUCCACUGGGCCACAAUGCUCCACAUCCAUACACACGUAGAGUGCUAUUUAGGAUUGUUCUGCUCUUAUUCGAGUGUAAAAAUUUUCAAUGCCGCCGAUGCAUAGCGUAAUUGGUUUUAGGCAAUCGAUUCUUGAAAUUUUUCGUAAUCAUAAGAUUGAGGACCAUACUUUAUUUCAAUACUGGAUGAAGUCCCAUGAUUUCUUUACCAACAGAGCAUCAAGAUUAUUGAAAUAUGUACAAAGAGAUGAUUGAGCUUGCAGAAAUAUUCAUUCGAUAUGCAUUGAAAAUUGUGUUUGUGUACAGUACCUGCUUGUCGGGUUGUAAAGAAUUGAUGAUAAAUGUAAAUUAUUUAUAAUUUUCUAGAAUGUAUAUACAGCAUACUGUCUUAUGGGAUAAAUAGUACAGGAAAAAUGUAGUGGAAACACGAAUGAGAAAUGGAGCUAUGUAGAUCGCGUACGGUCAGGAGUAGUCUGACUUUAAUUGGAUAAUGGGUUAUUUUGAGUUGUACUCAAAGCCACGAUUUUUUCAGCCACACUUUGUACAGUUGAAUUUGUAUUCGAAUUUGAAAAGGUGUUUAUUAGAAACCACAUGGCAGCCCAACGCUGAAUUGGGUGGAAUUCACAUCACAUGAUAAAUUACAACACAAAUAUGCAUGUAAAAAUUACAACAUCUUCAAAUCAUGAACAAAGAUUGCUAUCAAUGGAAGGAAAUCAAGAAAGAAAUCAAGAAAACUUAGGCUUAGAAAGAAACAGGGGGUAUAGGCAGAUUAAGAAGCUAAAGGGAGGGGGGGGAGGGAGAGUAUCCUGAAAGCCAGAGGUAGAUGGAUGAGGGAUAUAAUGGAAAGUGAAAUGUAACAAAGGAAAAAUAAACAUAUAAAUCAUAUGAAUGCAAAUAAAUUUUAAGUUGAUAUUCAAAUCAAAAUAGAAUACGGUAAUUUAAAAAUUCUUAAAAAUAAAAGAAACCACGCUGAUGAGUAUUAAUGGUAUAUAAUGUGGAUUAAAGGUAUUCAAAUCGAUUUCAGUUUAAGAUAUCGGGUAAAUAAUGUUAUACGAUUUCAUAAAAUUGGGGAGACUUCAAAAAUAUUAAGUGGUAAAUCUGCACUUUGAGUGAAGCAAAUAUAGGUGUCACACCAGUAAACAUUUUCCCAUGAAUAAGCAUUAAAGAAUACAAAAAUUCAUAUAAAAUAAGGUUUAAAUUAGGGAGUCUAAUAUUUAUUAUAUCCUACAUGAAUUAAAUUCUGUAUUGUGAUUGGUUUGAAUAACAUCACGUGACCAAAGAUAUUCUAACUAUGAUGUUGAGAAAACAAACCGACCAUAAAGAGAAUUUGCUAUGCGGUGACGUCAGUUAUAGAAUAGUGCACUCAUCAUUGACAUCACAGAUUAUGCGCUCUCUCUUACGCACCGGAAAUCGAUAGGCCAGUCAACGCAAGUAACUGCAGUGCAGCGCUUGCUUUAGAUUUGAUUCAGAUUGGGGAUGAACCACAAGGACUAGAUUGAGAUCCAUAGUUCUAACUUAUCAAAUGGAGGAUUUAAAGCAAAUAUAACAGGCGUUUCUUCCAUAAGUAUAGAGGGAAUUAUCUAUCCCUGGUUGGACUGGUAAUAAUACUAUUUUCCCAUGGGCUUCCCCCCCCCCCCCCAGUAAAACUAAUAAUUACCAGUCCAAUCUCGGGACAAACAAUUGCUGCUAUGCUUCCUCAAACCUUUGUAUAUUUGUAUGCUAUCGGGAGACAAGAAAUAUAUCUGAGAUUCAUAUCUGAGACCAUACAAUACAAUAUUGUUAUAUUCUUGGUUGUGAUGUCACCUCAGUUAUAUUCGGCUUUAUAAGCUGAAUAAUAAGACAGUUUGUUUGAUGCUCAUGCUAUUCUGUACUUGUACACGCUUGAUGUGUUUCACGACAUGUCGUAGCCACAUCCCAUCAUGCAGUGCGAGUUUUGUCAUGUAGCCAUUUUGCAGACUCUAAAUUGUGAGUCUACAUAGGCAGCGUAUAGCAGAUACUGCUUGGUCUACGCAUUUCCUCAAUGCUGUGGGCAAAACAUAAUCUUGUGUGAAAAAUAUAACUCUGUCGGGGAAAUGAAAUGUUAUAUUACAUAGGUUAUGUACAUGUAGAUUCGAAUAAGUGAUAGGUCAAUACGCCAUCACGUGACCAUAGCUGCGAGGAUCGCAUUUGUUAUAUUCUGGGUUUUGACGUCACCUCAGUAGAUAUAACUGCGUUGUAUUGUCAAUUGCGGCGUUAUAUUCACUAAGGUGACGUCACUCGCUGCUUACAAGUUGCGUAAUCAGGUAGUUUUAUGUACGCGCUAGUGUUAACGCGUCGAUUGCAUGAAGAAUGCGCUUGAUGUAUUUUCAAAAUAUUUUCUAUUAUGACGUAGAUGGAUCAGAGCUGUAGCAAGAAUUUCGGGUUGGAGCAAGAUGAUGAAUGCAAUAUCUGAUGGCGAAUCCAGAUAGACUAUAUAAUAUAACAGAUAUUGCCUGGUCUAUCGUUUAAAUAAAUAAAAUUUCAACUCGGGAGAAUAUUUUCCCUCAGCGCUGUGCGCUUCGGGCAAAAUAUAAUCCCUUGGGAAAAAUAUAACUCCGUCGGGGAGAGGAAAUGUUAAUUGUAUUCAAACUCUAGGUAGGCAAUAUCUGUAUAAUAUUCAUUGUCAAGGCAGGCAAUUUCCUCUUUUCUUUCUUCAUUUCCUUGAGAAAGAUCUAGAUUUCCUGGAAUUUUGAUAAUUUCCUUCAAGAUGGAACCACUGGAUGUCCUCUUCUUGUAUCUUCAUCUAGAUGAGAAAUUUGAUGAUUUCAUGUAUUGUACUUGCCAAAAUUUUCUUUAUGAGUAAACAUAGAUUUUUAAGUUCAGACUAUGAACAAAAUGUGGGUGCCCCUUCCAAACAGAGUUGUUCUAACUAAAAAAAAAUGUGAUCUCCAGUCCCUUAUACUCACUUUUUAUUUGUUGAAAAUCAGUCUUGAGCCCUUUCUGUGUAAUUUCUCCCAGAAUCUGAUAUUCAUCCUUUAUAGAUUUGUCUCAUUUUUGCUUUCUAGUUAUCAAGACAACAUUAUUUAACAUAGCACACUCCACUGUUACGCAUAAAAUUUUAUCUGAUUAUUUGUGUUAAGAGUGUCUCAAUGUAUCAGUUUUUAGCAACAUUCACGUUUACCCCUUAUAUAUAUUAAACAACCUUAUGGCUAGCAUUACUGAUACCACUGCACUGUUAUAUGCACAAAAGAAUGCAUACCUGUAGCUCUACAUGUGUUGCAGUAUAUAUAUUGUUAAUUGUGCACAUUUCAUAUAUUCAUUUCAUAUAUACGCUUUAUAGAGAAUCUAUAAAAUGCCCUUCAUGACAUUCAAGUCUCUGUUGAGAGAUGGUCAAUCAAAACAGCAGUUUCAUCCAUGACUAUGGACGAACAACAUAUUUGCAAUUUUUUGUCAGCUUCGAAGCGUGGCACGAAACUGCUGUCCUGAUUCACCAAAUUUUGACAAGAUCUCCCAGGUUUUCAUUGUGAUUUGAGUUGCAUUUUCAAUUCAUUUGCUGCUUGCUAGGAUUGAUUCUGCAUUGCAAUGAGAAAAGUCCCUAGUAUGGCCAUUAUAAAGGACUCCUACACUAGAGAUUAAAAUACAUGGUUUUCCAGUAAUACAUAUCCAAGUGCAAUUUUGUCAGCCCAGAAUUGUUUUCUUUAUGAUAUUAAUAAUGAUGUUUAGUUGAAAGCUUGUAUAUUCCUCGCCUGUAAUCUAGGCGGAGGGAGGCUGCGGCUUUUGUCUCUGCCUUUAUACGAGUCUGAUAUGGAAGACUAUAUGCAUGUGUAAUGGAGUUAUGGAGCAGUCACCGCCUAUGCACUGCGGUCUUGCGUUACUUUUUGUUGCGUUUUUAUCGACCAGGAAUCUGUGUGGGUUUCCAUUAAAGAAAAACUAUCACAUUCAUCAAUAAAGAGAAAACAGGUCACUUCUCUUAAGUGUGCAAAAAAUGUGUGGUUUUAUAAACACUCUUAAUUUCAUGCUAAACAUAAUGAUAAAAGUUAUGACAGGGUCUCGCAGUCAUGAGUUUUUUUUUCUUUUCUUUCAGUACCAUAUCACAGCGACUUUAUGUCAAGCACACAAUUGAUAUUUAGAUUAUAUUGUUGUAGUUUCCUUCGUCAUCGAUUGGAAUCUGACUUGCCUGUUGUAUACGGUUUAAACACAAUAUAGAAUGGGCUUCACAACUCUUUGCAGGCCAUUUUAUUUACCCAUGAUCUACAUUUCUAUAUCCAUGUAUAUUGCUGUUCAAAAAACCAUUAAAAUUUCUUUAAACUCCAGUAUUUUAUAUUUAAAGAGCAAUACUGCAUUUUCAUUAAUUUGUAUUAGAUAUACAUGUAUUAAAUGUAAAUGUUUGUGUAUAUUUAAAUCUAUAAGACAUUAAAUGAGCAUUACUCGCGAA